UGGGUUUUUUUAGCGUACGGAAAUGUACGGAAUACGGAUUUCCUUUUUCAUGAAAAAUACGGAUUUUUGAGGUUUCUGGGCUGGCAGCACUGAGCGCGAUCAAUUCGAUCUCGUGGCGGAACGCACGUGUGAUGAUAUGAUACUUAUAUGAUUCGUUCGAUAUCGGUCUUCAGACAUGUGCUAGAAAUUUCAAAGUUAUUCGAUUAAAGUAAAUAAUUUUUGCAACAAUGGCGCAACAAAACGAAGACUAUUACAUCAAGGCUGUCAUCCUCGAUUUUUUGACCAAAAAAGAUCCGGCGUUGGCUUCAAUUUUCCAGAAGAAAACUUCUGCGGGUACUCUCACCCAACGAUCAGCAACCUUAACGGAUGUAAUAUCGCAUUUUUUAGAAACGUCUGAAAAGAAAAUAGAAUUAACGUCGCAGCUAACGAAGAAAGCUUCUUCAUCGGAUUCCAGUUCAGAAUCGGACGACGAGGCGCCCGCAAAACCAGUCAAAUCUGUUUCGAAACCUUUAACAAAUGGAACGGCUGCCCUUAAAGUUACCAAAACGAAAGCGCCGGAAAGCAGCGACGAUUCCAGCGAAGAUAGCGACGAUAAGAAGACACCGAUAGUCAAUAAAACCAACAUCGCGUCGUCUAAAGGGCCCUCGGCCGUUGCUAAAAAGAAUGCACCUAUUACGCCUGUGGCGAAAAAAAAACGAAAGCAGUAGCGAAGAUUCCGAGUCCGACGAUGAAGAAGACUGCGUAAAAACUCUCGUGUAAUAUUAAUACUCAAAGAACGAAACUAGGAAUCGUUUUUUUUUCUGAAUGUAAGCACCUCGUUUCUUUUUUGAAUUUUCGAUAACCCAUCAAAAUGAAUACGACAUUUUCACAGAUGAAAAAUUAUCGAUAAUGAUGAAAUAAAAUAAAUGGUAUCAUUUUGUAAACUCCUUCGA
This is a messenger RNA of Planococcus citri (citrus mealybug), 932 nucleotides long. RefSeq lists its product as uncharacterized. Lineage: Eukaryota; Metazoa; Arthropoda; Insecta; Hemiptera; Pseudococcidae. The coding region runs from base 228 to 707 and encodes 159 amino acids. The record is from RefSeq and is a predicted model, not a curated record. The transcript has 5 exons.